This is a messenger RNA of Penicillium olsonii, 1254 nucleotides long. The record is from the annotation of a GenBank genome assembly. NCBI's taxonomy places the organism in Eukaryota, Fungi, Ascomycota, Eurotiomycetes, Eurotiales, Aspergillaceae.
AUGGAAGCUGUACAAAGAGAGCACGAUCGCAUUGUCAAGAAGGCCAAAGCGUCCCAAGGAAUCAAGAAUGUACAAUCAACCAUCGAUCUAUUGCAGUCGGCCCGGGAGGCCAUAGCUGCCGACCCAACGUCUGCGGCUGUCACUCUGGCCAAGCUGCAAACCCCGGUGAAAUCAUCUUUUGAUUCAAUUAACGACAGCUUGAAAGAAACCCACAGUGGUCUUAACAAGUACACAAAGUCUUUAGACAAGUUGUUUAAAGAUCGACCCCUCCCGACCACCGAACACGAUGCCCUCUCCUCGCAGGAUACACUAAUCAACCGGGCCAUCGCAAUGCAUCUUCUCCGGGAAGGACAGUUCGGCGUGGCUUCCGCCUUUUUGGACGAGAUCGCAGAGCAGAAACCCGCCGCAAACCUGCCCACCGGGCCCGAACAACCGAGGAGGGUGCAAUUCGAGAAGGACCCAAGCAGACCUGGCAGCAUCCUCGAUCCCCACGAAGUCCCAUCCGCCGAGGUCCGCAACCAGUUUGCUUCAAUGUACUACAUCCUCCAACAGCUCCAGGAGAACCGGAACUUGCUCCCUGCCAUCGAGUGGUCCAGAGAGCACCGCGAGGAAUUAGAAGCCCGGGGCAGCAAUCUCGAAUUCGAACUCUGUCGCCUACAGUACGUGUGGCUCUACCAUGGCGCAGGCAACUCAGACACCGGCAGCGGCUGGGCCGCAGCGCUGGACUAUGCGCGACGAGAAUUCCACUGCUUCGUCCCGCGCUAUCUGCGCGAGGUGCAGCAGCUGGUGGGUGCCAUGGCCUACACACCCAACCUCGGCGGAUCACCCUACGCCGCCCUGUUCGAUAACCCGACUGCUUGGGACGAUGUGGCCACCUUCUUCACCCGCGAGUUCUGCUCGCUCCUCGGCUUGUCGGCCGAUUCCCCUCUUUACAUUGCUGCGACGGCCGGCGCCAUCGCGCUGCCGACUUUGUUGAAGCUCCAGACCAUCAUGAAGGCGAAGCGCACGGAAUGGACUUCCGAGAAUGAGUUGCCGGUCGAGAUCUCUCUCCCGCCUCAAUAUCUGUUCCAUUCCAUCUUCGUUUGCCCGGUGUCCAAGGAGCAGGCGACUGAUGAUAACCCGCCCAUGAUGAUGCCUUGUGGUCACGUUAUUGCGCAGGAGUCAUUGAAGCGACUGGGCAAGGGAAAUCGGUUCAAGUGCCCGUAUUGUCCUAGUGAGAGUCACCCGAAGGAUGCCCGCAAAGUGUUCUUGUGA